AUGCUAAAGUGGGGAAUCCUAGGAACCGGCAAUAUUGCUCACACUUUCGCCACAGCUCUCCAAGUGAGCCAGAAAUGCGAACUUGUGGCUGUGGGUAGUCGUUCAAAAGAAAGCGCAGAAAAGUUUGCCAAGGAAUUCAAUUUAAAGCAUAGUUUUGGCAGUUACGCUGAGCUACUCACUUUCGAACAUGUUGACAUUGUCUACAUUUCAACACCUCAUCCUCAACAUUAUGAACUGGCGUUGUUGGCAGCGAGAGCUGGCAAGCAUAUGCUUAUCGAAAAGCCUAUGGCUAUGAAUGAAGUUCAAGUCCGCAAAAUACUGGGCGUCGCUCACAAAUAUAAAGUUUUCGUUAUGGAAGCUUACAUGUACCGCUGCCAUCCUCAAACAGCCAAGGUCGUGGAACUCAUAAAGUCUGACGCUCUUGGACAGGUAAAAUUCAUACGGGCCAGCUUUUCUUUCGAUGGGAGACCCCUAGGCCCUUCUUCAAGGUUAUGGAGGAAGGAACUAGGAGGGGGGGCUAUUAUGGACAUUGGUGGCUAUCCUUUGUCUUUUGCUCGAUUGAUUGCUGAAAUAACGCAAAUAAGAGACGCCUCUACAACUGCCGAACUCAUCAAAGUGAAAGCAACAGGAUACAUUCAACCGGAAAGUCAGGUUGAUGAAUGGUCGAAUGCAGCACUUGAAUUUAAUAAUAAUAUCACCGCCCAAUUGUUCGCUGGCAUAUUUUCUGAUACUGAUAGUAGUGUAGAAGUCCUUGGGAGUAAAGGUUCUUUGAAGAUACUGAACCUUUGGCGACCUGACCUACCUCAAUUAGGGCCUGUACAAAUAGAGUAUACUGAAUACGGAAAAAAGAAGCAAAUAAUCCCCAUCGAAUUGGAUGAAACGAAUCUGUUUGUUUAUGAAGCGGACGCUGUCGCGGAGGCCGUAAUAAGAGGACAAAGACAGUGCAAAUUUAUGACUUGGCGGGACUCCUUGGAACAAGUCCGGGCUAUGGAUGCUUGGCGAAAAGAGAUAGGCUUGCAAUAUAAAGAAGAUACAGAGUUUGUCGAUACUCAAGACGAAUACUUUUGA
Mycotypha africana is the source of this 1068-nucleotide messenger RNA. RefSeq lists its product as uncharacterized. Gene Ontology annotation, molecular function: nucleotide binding. The transcript is spliced from 2 exons. NCBI's taxonomy places the organism in Eukaryota, Fungi, Mucoromycota, Mucoromycetes, Mucorales, Mycotyphaceae. The record is from RefSeq and is a predicted model, not a curated record. The coding region runs from base 1 to 1068 and encodes 355 amino acids.